AUGACCGCCAGCACCCAAAAUGGUUCGCCGACCCCGCCGCCGGCUGCUCCAACUGCUACAAACCAAGAAUCCAAAAAUAUGACUGCGAACCCCGCGGACGCCUCCGAGUCGCAAUCCCCGGCAAACGAGAAAGGAAGUGGCACGGCCGAAAGUGGCCAAAAACAUACCUCUACCGCCGCCAAUGCUAAAGACCCUCUCCGCCCAAGGAGGAAGAAGGCGAAAAGAGCUUGUUUUGCUUGUCAGAGAGCCCAUCUGACUUGUGGCGACGAGCGACCUUGCCAGCGAUGUAUUAAACGCGGCCUCCAGGAUGCUUGCCAUGACGGAGUACGGAAGAAGGCCAAAUACCUUCACGAUGCACCAAAUGAAGCUCUCAUGCCUGGCAUCAGAAGAAAUUUUUACAACCAGGCAAAUGCGACACGGACCAAUGCUAACCAACAGCAAAAUGGCCCCAAUUCAAACUCCAACAAAGACUCACGCCAAAACGUUGCCGCCAAUUUCUACUCACCGCAGUCUGCUAGUAACUUCGAUGUCUACACCCAAGCCAAGUCCCAACAGGGUCAGGGUCACAUACCCCCUACGGUAAUGCAGGACACGUCGAUCAAUCCCAGCGCCUUCCAAGCUCCAUCCCCCACCUCAACACCCAAUUUCGACCUUUCGUCUAAUCCCCCAAAUCGGAACCUCUCGUCAGCCAUGACUCAAACGCCGUCGUCUGCGUCUAAUCAGACCCAGGAUCCAUUUGGCGCUGCAUUUUUUGACCCCAGUCACCCGGCACUGUUCAAUUUCGAUAUUGCCAGUAUGAAUUUCGGCAAUCGGUAUGGCGCUUUGGAAUUUGGAAUGCUGGGCCACAUGGCUACAGGCGCGGGCGACACUCCACCCAGCGAUUCAGCGACGCAGCGUGGAUCUAUUGGACGGAGUUCUGGUACUUUCACGGCUCAAAACUUUGGAGAUAGCACUAACACCCAGUCUCCCUUCCUAUUUGGUGAUCCAGUUCUCAAUGACUGGAAUCCGUCGGGGCAAAGCCAGACAAAUCCCCGCAAUAAUAAUAUCUACAACCAAAACACCGUUGCAGGCCAGAUGGGUGAGCAGCAUCCUAACGCCUUCGCUAUCGAGAGUGCCCCGAUGAAUUUCGCCAGUCCGGGUUCGACUGAAAGUCCGCAGAUGACGACCAUGAAUCAAUUCGACGAAGCUAAUGCCAAAUUUUCCUCCCGAACAGCCCUUAUGCAUCAAACGAACCCCCAUCAGCCGCCUCCCAUAUCAACCCCCGGUCUCAAACAUCAGGGCUUCCAGGUAGGCGUGAAGAGGCGAUAUCGUAGCCCCUCGUCAAUAUAUGAAAGCGUCAAGGAACCAUAUUCAUACACCAGCGGCUUCCACAACCUCACUGCGUUUAUCCAACGGCGCUUCUCACCGCAAAAGACCCUGCAGAUCGCCAAAGCUCUCGCCUCAAUCCGCCCCUCUUUCAUAGCCACCACCAAAACCCUCAACCAAGACGACCUCAUAUUCAUGGAGAAAUGUUUCCAACGCACCCUCUGGGAAUACGAAGACUUUAUUAACGCGUGCGGGACACCGACUAUCGUCUGUCGCCGCACGGGCGAAAUCGCCGCUGUGGGCAAAGAAUUCAGCAUCCUAACCGGCUGGAAAAAGGAGGUCUUGCUGGGCAAGGAGCCAAACCUGAACGUCAACACCGGUGGCUCCUCGCCAAGAGGCAGCGGCACCUUUACCCCGCGGAACGGCAACGGUGUAGACCCUCACUCGGGCAUGUCCGCCGCAGGUGGCGGUGGUGGCCGCACACAACCUGUCUUCCUCGCGGAGUUGCUUGACGACGACAGCGUCAUUGAGUUCUAUGAGGAUUUCGCGAAGCUUGCGUUUGGCGAUUCACGUGGGAGCGUGAUGACGACGUGCAAGUUGUUGAAAUAUAAGACGAAAGAGGAUAGUGCGGCGCUGUUUCAAGGGAAGGAGGCACAGCAAGGUGGAUCGGAUGGGAAAGGUGGUGGUGGUGGUGGCGAUGUUGCGGCGACAGCAGCAACGACGUCAACGUCAACCAGCAAUGGCGCAAAUAGCAGCGGUCAUGCAAACGCCAAUAGAAACAACACCAACCCCAAAAACUCAUCUCCCCCAUCGUCGUCAUCUGCGGCGGCGGCGGGCCCAUUGCACGGGGCCCAGCUAUCACCGAAGCAGACCUGGGGGAAAAGGGGUAUUGCCGGCGAGGCGGGAAUGAAUCAGUUGGGAUUUCGCGACGGGAAGGUGGAGUGCAGUUAUUGUUGGACGGUUAAGAGAGAUGUAUUCGAUAUUCCUAUGCUUAUUGUCAUGAAUUUCCUACCCUGCAUUUAG
Histoplasma capsulatum G186AR is the source of this 2328-nucleotide messenger RNA. Its product is annotated as transcription factor. Bases 1 to 2328 code for a protein of 775 amino acids. The transcript has 3 exons. Gene Ontology annotation, biological process: regulation of DNA-templated transcription; cellular response to starvation. Lineage: Eukaryota; Fungi; Ascomycota; Eurotiomycetes; Onygenales; Ajellomycetaceae. Gene Ontology annotation, molecular function: RNA polymerase II transcription regulatory region sequence-specific DNA binding; zinc ion binding; DNA-binding transcription factor activity, RNA polymerase II-specific. Gene Ontology annotation, cellular component: nucleus. The record is from RefSeq and is a predicted model, not a curated record.